CACCUGCCUGAGGAGCCGCGCCUGCGCCGCGCCUUCCUCUCGCCGCUGCUGCUGGAGGACCUCAACCGCAUCACGGCGGGGGAGAGCCGGCUGGAGCCGGACGACUGGGCGGCGCACACGGAUGUGGCGGGUUUUGAGGGCGGCGAGGAGCAGUCCUGCCUGGACAUGUUUUGGCAGCUGGUGGCGGAGUAUAGUCCUGAAGACCGGCAGCGUCUGCUGCAGUUCUGGACGGCCAUGACGCACCUGCCCUCGGGCGGCUUCAAGGCGCUCAACCAGCGACUGCAGAUUAUGAAGCUGGGACCCUCAGCAGCUAGGCCCGCAGCGGCCACAGCCGCCGGACCAGCGGGUGCGGCUGCCGCUGCCGCCACCCCAGCGGCGGCGGCCAUGCAUGGCGCGCCGGCUGAGAGCUUGGGUCCCCACUCGCACCAGUUGGAUGGCGACGCCCUGGAGGGCGAGGAGCCCAGCAGCGAGGACUCCGAGGAGUCCAUGGAAGAGGCAGCGGCGGAGCCCUCAGCCCGGACGCCGCCGCCGCAGCAGCAGCAACAGCAGCAGGAGGAAGGAGAGCGGCAAAGCGAUGCGGCGACUGCUGCUGCUGCUGCCGCCGGUGCCGCGACUGGUGUGCCGGACGGCAACGGAGGUGAGGGCGGGCAUGCGGCGCGCGCCGCUGAGCCGGGUGCUGACGGUGCGGCUGCGGCUGCUGCAGCACAGUCGCAGCCGCAACCACCCCAGGAAGGAGAGGACGCCGCUGCGCAGCCCCUCUCGGGCUUUGCCUCAGGGGAUGUUGCAGAUGAGGAUGGGGAGAUGCCGUACGAUGAGGGGUACGACGACGAGGAGGAGGAUGACGGCAUGGAUUACGGGCAUGGGGAGGAUGAGGUAGAUGAGGAGGAGGAGUUUCAGCGGCAGCUUGAGAUGGCGCUCGCGCUGUCUCUGCAGGACCUCCCUGCUGAGCAGGCCAAUACAGGUGCUGGCCCGUCGGGUCAACAGCCCGCGGCUCCUGCUCCUGCGGAUGGUGCAGCUGGGGGCGCUGCAGGCGGCAGUAGUGCGGAGCAGCCUGCGAGCAGCGGCAACGGUGCGGACGACAGUGGAGGUGCAGACGGGGCAGGGAAUGGAGGCUCGGGGCCAACUGGGGCUUCGCCGGGCGGUGAAGCAGCCAACGGCGGCAGUGCCGGCAAGGCGGAUGGUGGGGCCGCGGACGGAACGGCGCCAGCAGCUGCGGCGGCGGCCCCAGCAGCGGACUUGGCAGCUGGCGACGGUGGCAUGCGGCAGCAGGACGCUGAGGCAACCGACGGACAGCCGCAGCAGCCUGCGGAAGAAGGAGUCUCAGAUGGUGCUGCUGGCCUUGCUCAUGCUGGCUCUAGUGGUGAGGCUGGCAUGUCGUCCGAAGCUGCUAUGGAGACGACGGGCGCGGAGGCCGCUGCCACUGUCGCUGCUGCUGCUGCUGCAGCUCCUGUUGCAGCAGUGGAUGGCCAAGCUAGGGAGGGUACCUCGCCAGGCGGCGGGGGUGAUACCACGGCAGCAGGCACGGAUGACCACCCCAGCGAAGCUGAAACAAGCGACAUGCCUCGUGAGAAGGAGGCAACGAACGGAGUUUCAACUUUGGAUGCUGCUGCAGCUGCCGACACGGACGGCGCUCAUGCCGGGCCGGGGGCCUCAGACCACCUCUCGGCCGCGGCCGCACCACACGCCGGCGAGCCCGCGACGGGUCCCGCUGCUGCGGCGGCAGGAGACGCGGCGAAUGACUCAGCUGCAGCAGCGGCUGAUGCUCCGAAUCCUGCCGGGGAUGACACUCACGCCUCAGCGCAGCUAAGCCCUCCUGACGGUGUGCUGGGUGGGCCUGUGAUGGAGCCGCCGUCUGACCCCAUGGAUACGGAGGUUGCGAGCGGGGCCGCGGCGGGGCCGCCGGAUGGUUCGGCGGCUGCAGCCUCACCCUGGGCUGAGCCGGGUCAGUCGUCCGCUGCACCAGGGGCCCAGGCCGCGGAAAUGACAGAGGCUGCUAUGGAAGGAAUUGAACAGCAGGAGCAGCAUCAGGAGCAAGAGCCGCCGCAAGGGCAGCCGCAAGACCAGCAAGCAGACCAAGGCCACCACCAGCAGCAGCAGCAGCUUCCCGAGCAACAGGAUGGCCAACAGCAUCCGGAGCCGCUAUCCGAGCAGCAGCCUCAGGGCAUGCAGGAGGAACCGCAGCAGCAGCAGCCGCAAGAGGCCCGAGAACAGGCUGGUAGUGACGGUGGCGCGAUGGAUGCGGAAGCCAUGGUCGCUUCCGAGCCCCAGCAGCAGCAGCCCGGUGGCCUGCAGGAGGCGGCAGCAAGCACCGCUGCUGCUGUUGCCGCGGCAGCCGGGCCCAGCCGGGGGCCGCCGCUGCUGCCCCAGGCGCGGACAUGCUUCUUGCAGCUCAACCUGCCUGUGUACACAAGCAUGGAGGAC
Messenger RNA from Astrephomene gubernaculifera, 2421 nucleotides. NCBI's taxonomy places the organism in Eukaryota, Viridiplantae, Chlorophyta, Chlorophyceae, Chlamydomonadales, Astrephomenaceae. The record is from the annotation of a GenBank genome assembly.